AUGAGCAACCAUGCCCAUCUCAAGAGCAAGGAGCAAGCUCUUGCCUUCUACGAGCUCCUCCGAACAGAGACUGGAUUACGGCUUCGGGAGCACAUACGCUCCCUCACCAGUUCCCCCCUCGAUGUUCUCCAAUUCCCUCCGAUGCAACUGCUCCCUAACCUGUCCGCCCUCGCAUUUCAUCACUCGCAGACACCAGGAAUACCGCGAUGGGAAGCGACCUACUUCAUGUCUUCACACGGCGCAUCUCCGGUGCUAUCACCGAUGCGCUCGGACGUAGAUGGGGGCGUUCGAUUGUUGCUGCUCGACUGUGCCCGGUGCACUGUGCAGGCUCUAAUGCUGACAGGACUUGAUGUUUCCCGCUCAUUUUCAGAGCCGUCAGAAUGGAAGCGGUUGCAGACGCAUACGAUUGGAUUGGAUCUAGGCUGGAUGGCGGACAUCGCUGCUAUCGGCCACGAGAAACGUGUGCAUGCCCUCGUUGUCUCCCCGGACGGCAACUGGUUCGCGAGUGGUUCUGAGGAUAACACCAUCAUCCUCUGGGACUCGGAUGGACAGCUGUGCCAUGAGUGGAUGGCUCACUACGGCUACAUCCGUUCUCUCGUAUUUUCCCCGGACAGCGGGUUCCUCGCGUCUGCCGGCGGCGACGGGAAGGUGGUCGUCUGGGAUCUGAACCAAGAUGCACGUCGAGUCGGGACACUCGAAGGGCACACAGUCCACGUCCACGAUUGCGCCUGGUCUCCGGACGGCACCACGAUCGCAUCCGGUGCUUAUGACACAACACUUCGUCUCUGGGACACAGACAUCCAAGCAGCUUCAUCCCUUGGAUGGCGCGCACGAUGA
This is a messenger RNA of Dichomitus squalens LYAD-421 SS1, 837 nucleotides long. RefSeq names its product WD40 repeat-like protein. Lineage: Eukaryota; Fungi; Basidiomycota; Agaricomycetes; Polyporales; Polyporaceae. The coding region runs from base 1 to 837 and encodes 278 amino acids. The record is from RefSeq and is a predicted model, not a curated record. The transcript is spliced from 4 exons. Gene Ontology annotation, molecular function: protein binding.